AUGAGCCAGGCCCCAGACUCACCUGCGCACCACUUCUCCUUGCAGAUGCCCUGGUUCAAGGGCUGGAAGGCGGAGUGGAAGGAGGGAACCACCACCAGGGUGACUCGGCUGGAAGCUCUGGACGCCAUCCUCCCGCCCACUGGCCCAGCCAACAAGCCCUUGAGGCUCCCUGUGCAGGAUGUGUACAAGAUUGGAGGCAUUGACACAGUGCCUGUUGGCCAUGUGGAGACGGGUUUCCUGAAGCCCAGGAUUGUGGUCACUUUUGCCCCCACAAACCUCACUACAGAGGUCAAGUCUGUGGAGAUUCAUCAGGAGGCCCUGCGCAGUGACAUCGUGGGCUUCAAUGUGAAGAAUGCGCCCGUAAAGGACAUUCGCCAUGGAUGUGUCAUUGGAGACAGCAAGAAUGACCCCUGCCCCCCAGCUGAUAAUCAUCCUGGGCAGAUCCACGCUGGCUAUACUCCAGUGCUGGACUGCCAUACAGCUCACAUCCCCUGCAAAUUUGCUGAACUGAGGGAAAAGAUUGACCAGCACUCAGGCAAGAAGCUAGAGCACAACUCCAACGCCCUGAAGUCUGGCGAUGCAGCCAUUGUGCAGAUGGUCCCCAACAAAGUCAUGUGUCUAGAGACCUUCUCGGAGUACCUACCUCUAGGAUGCAGGCAAACGGUAACAAUGAGACAAACAAUGGCCAUAAGAGUUAUUAAGGUGGUGGAGAAGAAGUCGUCUAUGGCUGGCAAGGUCACCAAGUCAGCAGUAAAGGCAGACAAGAAGUGA
Messenger RNA from Canis lupus familiaris (dog), 771 nucleotides. RefSeq names its product elongation factor 1-alpha 2-like. The record is from RefSeq and is a predicted model, not a curated record. The transcript has 4 exons. NCBI's taxonomy places the organism in Eukaryota, Metazoa, Chordata, Mammalia, Carnivora, Canidae. Bases 1 to 771 code for a protein of 256 amino acids.